AUGUCAGAAGAAGAAAAGAUUGUACAAACCUUAGAAGAAGAUGAUGAAUUCGAAGACUUCCCGGUAGACAGUAAAUGGACCGAGAAGAGUGGAGGUAUUAGUGGAGAAAGUUUGUGGGAAGAAGAUUGGGAAGAUGAUAAUAGUGAUGAGUUUAGUGAGGAGUUGAGGAAGGAAUUAGAGAAGAGUAGGAAGUAG
Yamadazyma jaroonii is the source of this 195-nucleotide messenger RNA. The record is from the annotation of a GenBank genome assembly. Lineage: Eukaryota; Fungi; Ascomycota; Pichiomycetes; Serinales; Debaryomycetaceae.